AUGUCGGCGCCAUCGCCGACAGCAAAGCCUAGCGCGUGGACGGGCGGCAAGGCACAACCAGGGAAAGCUGGCGUGGCAACAUCGGGGGUAAGGGCAGGGGUCAGGAGCAGGGGCGAGGAGGCGACGGGCGCGGAGGUAAACGCCGUCCAGUCCGCAUCACCGGCGGUGGCGAUGACCGGCGAGACGUCCUUGGAGAGAGAUGGAGGCGUUGUCGGGGUCGGGGGUGCCGUCGAGGUCGUAUCCGCCGUCGGGGCGAAAGAGGCGGCGAGGGGCGUUCCUUUCGUGGAGCCGAUCUGUCGGGCAGACCCGUCGCGCUUCGUGCUGUUCCCCAUCAAGCACCCGGAACUGUGGGACAUGUACAAGAAGGCCAAGGCUAGCUUCUGGACUGUCGAGGAGGUCGACCUCAGCCAGGACUCUCGCGACUGGGAAGCGCUGACGGGCAACGAGCAGCACUUCAUCAGCAUGGUCUUGGCCUUCUUCGCCGCGAGCGAUGGGAUCGUCAUGGAGAACCUGGUGGAGAGGUUCAGCCAAGAGGUGCAGCUCCCCGAGGCCCGAUGUUUCUACGGCUUCCAGAUCGCAAUGGAGUCGAUACACCAGGAGAUGUACGCUCUGCUGCUGGACACGUACAUCAAGGACAAGCAGGAGAGAGAUCACCUCUUCAACGCCUACAACGACAUCCCUUGCGUCAAGCAGAAAGGUCGGUCGGUCGGGGACUCGCUGUUGAAUUUCGAACUUGACGACGGCACCGGCGUCUUCUUCUCGGGAAGCUUUUGCGCGAUCUUCUGGCUGAAGAAGCGUGGCCUCAUGCCCGGCCUGACAUUCUCUAACGAGAUGAUCUCGCGCGAUGAGGGGCUGCACUGCGACUUCGCCUGCCAGCUCUUCGCCUCCCUCGAGAACAAACCAAGCCGGGAGACGGUCAUGGCCAUUGUGAGCGAGGCUGUGGAGGUCGAGAAGAGCUUCAUCUGUGGGGCCCUUCCCUGCAGCCUAAUCGGCAUGAACGCGGGCGUGAUGUCGCAGUACAUCGAGUUCGUGGCAGACCGCCUGCUGGGGUCUCUCGGAUACGGCAAGAGCUACGGGACGCAAAACCCGUUCGACUGGAUGGACCUCAUCAGCCUGCAGGGGAAGACUAAUUUCUUCGAGAAGAGGGUGGGGGAGUACCAGAAGGCGGGAGUGAUGGGGGGUAGCGGGGGGCCCGGGGAGGACAGACGUAACUUUCGAUUGGACGCUGACUUUUAACUGGGGUGGGUUAUUUUCUAGCGCUCUCUCUCUCUCCCUCUUGCACAUACCAACUCGGUCAUGCGUUGUCUCUGCCGAAAGCAGCGCUUGUAUGCGCAGGUAGUUUAAUCGUAGUUGGCUGUGGCGUUUGGCGAGCCGUUUUUAACGAUCCAUCCGUCUGCCACGGCUAUUUAGCUAGGAGAACGGCGCUCUUGUGAUGCUGUACAUGUAGGGUUUUCGGGAUGAUGGUGGGUGAAGGUUACAACGAAAAACCUUCUCGUUCGUUUUUGUCUUUUUUAAACUCGUUUUUUUUACUUUUCAACUUUUUUUUUGCGGGGGAGGGGGGUUGUUACGAGGCUGCAGGGUAUAGGACAAUUGCGUGAAAUUGUCAAGUUGACCUGCGGCUUUUCCGUUGGUUCCGCGGGUCUUCUGUUCGGAGGAGGAGGAGAAGGAGAGAUUCAAUGUUUUACAGACGACUUGGCACUGGUGGUACCACCCCAACCCGACCAUUGGUCUUAUCCCUGACUAGUUUUUUUUUUUUCAUUUUGUAGCCUCGGUCCGGGAGUCGGUCGUGCUUCUUUGAAGCCACAUGUCGAAGGGGGUGUCAUAUGGCAGAGGGUGUAGAUGUUGUCAUGGUAGCAGUCGUGGUGAGGCGCUUCCUAUCCGCCCUCUUUUGCCGGUUGUUUUUUAUGUGCGACGUAACCACACCGAAUGCCGAUCUUUGCUACACGUGAAUAGGCGUUGUCCAUGAUGGUGCCCUCACCAGGUCCCAUCCCACCCUGUAGAUGCACACUAUUGUGCAACAGCUGUUCGUUUUUACGUACGAGAUUCUACGGGAUCUCCGAACGACAGGAACGGGGCGGUAAGAUCAAGAUUCACGCCCUCGAAGUAUCGUACCGGGUUUUGUAUUCCCUUUUUCUCUUGUGAACUCGUGUUUCCGAUAUCCGUGUUUCUUGUUUCCCAUGGUAUGUAUCAGUUAACCCAGACAGGCUCAUGCUACAAUGAUGCCGUAGUUUAGCAAAAUUCGGCGAUGACAAGACAUACGCGGUGUGUGGUUGUGCGUUGCCUCUUUUCGAAGACCAACAAAAAAAAAAAAACUCCCUGGAAGGGUGGCUUACUGUGAUACUAAUUUUAUUGUUGGCCAAUCACCGCUCUGGGGGGGGGGACAUGCGGGCAGCUUGUGUCUCACCCCGAGGUCAAGGCUGGGGUUUCACCAGUGAUCUAUGUGAUGGCGUUCUUGCGGGGGGGUCCUGGGUUCCAGACCAACGGAUAAAAUCAUCUCACGCGAGACGCCGGCUCUCGCCGAAAACGCCGGACGGGAGUCAUGAUGUUUUCUACGAAUAGCAAGGGUUAAAACUGACUGAUGUCACGUUGAUUCACGGUAACAAGCGGUGCUGGUUGGAUGGGAUUGGAGCUUCGGAAAAGAAAAAGGGUGUCUGUCGUGAAUGUGAGGGUGGAUGUUAGGUGUACAAGGAGGUGGGGUUCCGUGAAAUUCAUUGCUCUUUUGUUGAGGGGUACGUGUGAACAAUGCAGCAACGGGAGGCCAUUAAGCAUUCACUCGCUCUUCUUCACGGGCGAAUGCUGAGUGUGUCAAGUUUUGACGAAAAGAAGCAAUAAAAAUGAUGUUCAAACUGCGAAGAACUCCAAGAGAAGGUGAAGAGAUGACAUGGCAAUGUUGUGUUGUUGGGGCAGCCAUUGACGUCAUCAGACAAUAAACACCCGUUCAACAUGUGGAUGAAUGCUGUGAUGUCGCUUGUUGGGCAACGCGUUGCCGUCACCAAUCCGCAUCUCUCCGGUGGGCAACCAAGAUCAAAGAUAGAGACACGUGCGGGUUUGCCACCUCCAAGCAGUGGCGUUUGGCCAGCAAGUCUGGCAAUCGCGCAACCCCCAGAUACCAGUCGUUUGUGAGGUGGUCCACCAGCGCCAGGACACAACCACUUUACGUUCAUCUCCACCGGAAACAUAUUGCAGCCAGCCGUCGUCGUGAAAAAAGAGGAAGGCCGUCAGAAAGGGCUCAGGCACACUACCACACCACCUCUGGCUGCAAAGGCAAAAUUUUCUGGGACUUGGCGAAAAUGAAGCAAUGGGCUACUGUUGAUAGAGUGGGAGGAAAGUGGCCCGCAAUUAAUUGAUUGGCCAAACUAUAUAAAGGAACGUUCCAAAGAAAGGCGAAAAUUCCGUGGUCGACCGAUGACGUCAUCCACGGUCACGAGAUUCAAAAUUUUCAAAUUUUCAAAUGUGCCGUCGAUGACUGACUGAUGACCUCACACGGCAGCCAAGAGGUAUCAGCCAUCAUCAUACACAGGUUUCCCACCACAUACAUACCUGAUGAUGGCGACCUCACAUGCAUCAUCAUGCCCUCACGGGUCCUUUUUUGAAGAUUGGCCCCGAGUAGUGUCGGAGUUUCAUGAGCUCUGCACCCUACAUGUACAAUGUACAAGAAGCAGCAGCAGCAGUAACGCCACAACCACACCACACCGCAUCAAGCAGCGAUUGUGGCGGUGCAAGGAAUACCUAGUACGAUUGACAAUGGAUCAUUUAAUCCUCUUCAUGUGAUCGAGUCGCACCCACACGACGACAGAUCGAUGUCGCCAACAUAUUCCACUUCAGUUCUGACUGACUGGGAUUGUGCCCUCGGGGGAAAAGCCGAGAAAGGAGAAGUUGGUAUUGAUUGGCACACGCCAACACGAAGAUGGAAUGGUCGUAUUCGACUCCUGCUGCUGUUACACCACAGUAUUCCAUCUUCAAUCACGAGUGGUACUACGAACGAUGUAGCCCACACGCAGAGACGCACAUAGAUGAGAUGAGAGCGAGUCAAAAGGUACAGCAGUAGGCUGAAAGGCCGAACCAAAACUUGUACCUUAUGCUGGAACCUGCUCAGCUGCUGUGCCCCCUUGUCGAUUUCAAUUGCGAGUUGGCUCACUCACGACGAACAUGGCCGAACGCACAUCCACGCAUCCUCAUCUGAGGAACCCAGGAAGACGAGGGAAUCAAGACAGCGGGCGGCUCUGGAGAAGACCGCAAAGGGUACGCCUACACUGAACACGUUCUUCGAGCAACCGUUUGGCGUCCCCGACGUCGGUGAACAUGCACGUGCCGAGGGCACCCAAACACCACCAAGCGCCGGCAACACGUUUCAUGAGUGGAAUCAAUGGGACAGCAGUGACGCACGGGGCGGACCUGUCGCCGCCGAAGGAACGAGGAGGUAUCUGUCGGCUGCGUCGUCGUCACUCUUCGUCGGGGACGUGUUGAAGGCCGGCGACAAAGGGGAUGACGAUGUGCCGACGCCUGAGAGGUCGCGAGGGAAGGGCAAAGCCCGAGCGGCCAACGAUCAACCGGGCAAGUGGGUGCGGCCCGCACAACACCCCGACGUCCGGGCUUCGAUGGAAGAAACCAAGGAGGAAGGAAUUCAGUAUUAUUCUGAUUAAUAAUUAGAGAAGAUUUCCCGAUUAAUCUUCUAGAACGUCUCACAGUGAUUUUAGUUUUGUGCGAAACGGUUUCGAGUGCGGUCACCUUGCCCCCCUCCCCUUCCCCAUCACUCGCUUCCCGCAUUCCAUUUGGUGCUCUCCAAGCAAAAAUGGCGUGUCCUUUCGAGUAAUGUAUGUCGUUUCUGCCGUACCCGCGUAACUUUGUCCAUACAACCAUGGAAGCACCCAACAACCAAAACCUAUCUUGUUGUUCUUUCAUUCUCUGCACCCGUUCCAUUCCGACCCGCCCCCGCCUUUCAUGAUACGAAAGUUCACCCGACGCAACCGCGGCAUCCCGCUCCCUUGUGCAUUUGAUAUAUGUCGAUAUGAUAGCGUGCAAUGGACCCUGUGAAUGCAAUGCAUAUGUUGUUGUUUGUUGCUGUUCCUUUUAUAUCUUUUUGUCGUUUUCCCGACAUCAGCCCAUCGUUGUUUCGACACGGCCGUGGACGCCCAGGCCGAACUGGAGCCGUUACAUGGGAAAAUGGAACAGACAACAAUUCGGUUGGUGCGGGACCGAAUGAGAACAAGGCCGUGGCGAAACGGAGGGACAUCCCCGUCGAUGCGGGUGACGAGGGGGGGGGGAGACGGGCAACAAGCGCGCUGUCAAGACACUCACCGAACGCGGUCUUUGUCUGGAGUACUCCGCCCUGGGCCUGGUCGCCAACCGCCAGACCGCGAUCGACCUAGACACAGGCGCCAUCAAGGUGGACCCUUCGCUUUGGUGUGAAAAACCGAAGCUCGGGGAGCGGGGGCUCACUAAGCGAGAGAGAGAGUGGAAACUGAACGAGAGCGGGAGCAUGAUUCUCGGGGAACACAUUAGAAACGGCACGGUCGAGCACCCCGGUUGCCAAGUCGGGGGUACGGUCCCAGUGGUCUGGGACAGGGUGGGCGGGAGGUGACUUGUGCCGAAGUGGGCUCUGCCGUACGUCAAGGCGGGCAAUGUGACUCGGAGGGGAACCAACAGCAGACAACACAAUGGUGCCAACCAGAGGUACAGCGCCAAGAGGGCGGGGUGGAAGUAACAGGACUGGUUAUCGCUUCCGCCGUGUAUAUACCAUUCGUACAGGGGAGAAAUUCUUAGAAGGUCGGCACACGGCCGAUAUUGGAUGGAUCGGUGGCCAGCUUGCCUUUUGCACCCCCCUUUCGAUUCACCGAUACUUUGAUCCGGUCAUCCACCCCCAAGUUGAACUAGCAGACUACCGUGUACAAUUGAUUGGUGCCGAUACCAAAUAGAAAAAGAAACACUUGGUUGUCGGUGUUGCCUUUGAAUCGCACACCGCGUCAUUUUUGUCACAAACGUGGGGUGGACAGAGAGAGAGAUAGGGGGGGAGGGAGAGAGUUUCCCGUGGUCAAGUUUUCGACAUAUAUUAAUGUAUAAUGUAUGGUCCAUCCAAGACAAUU
This is a messenger RNA of Ectocarpus sp. CCAP 1310/34, 6083 nucleotides long. Lineage: Eukaryota; Phaeophyceae; Ectocarpales; Ectocarpaceae. The record is from the annotation of a GenBank genome assembly.